AACAUGGAUUCCAGACCUUCUUUGACUGAAGAUGAUUUCUCCUGUCCUGUGUGCUGUGACAUCUUCAGGGAGCCUUUACUCCUGGCCUGCUCCCACAGCAUCUGUAAGAGCUGCCUGAACACCUUCUGGCAGCAGAGAGGAGCUCUAGAGUGUCCUAUAUGCAGGACCGUGUCCUCCACCCCUGAGCCUCCGGUCAACAUCGUGUUGCACAACAUGUGCGAAGCGGUAAUGAAGGAGCGCAACCGGAGGAUGUCAGUGGAGAUGGAGGGGCUCUGCAGUAUACACCAUGAAGCUCUUACUCUGUUCUGUGUGAAGGAUCAGAGACCUAUUUGCACCAAGUGCAAGAACUCCAGAUUACACAGCAGGCACACUGUCAGCUCCAUACGGGAAGCAUCACAAGACCUCAAGCAGGCACUUAUGCUGAAACUGAAGCCCUUACACGAGAAAAUUAAAAUCUAUGAGGACUUCAAAAAAUCCUGUAUUAAUACCGGAGAGCACAUUAAGACGCAGAGCCAACACACAGAGGAAUUGAUUAGGAUGGAAUUCAAGAAAUUUCACCAGUUUCUCUGGGAUGAAGAGGAGCAUAGAAUAGCUGCACUAAAAGAGGAAGAGGAACAGAGAAGUCAGAUGAUGAAGAAAAAGAUUGACAAGAUCACAAUUCAAAUAUCUUGCAUCCUGGACACCAUCAAAGCCAUUGAGAGAAAGACACAAGGAGAAGAUUUGCCAUUUCUGCUGAACUACAAUAUGUUACUAGAAAAAACUCAAGCUAAACUAGAAAAUCCAGAGAAGUUAUCUGGAGUUCUGAUCAAUGUGGCAAAGCAUCUGAGCAACCUGAGCUUCCAAGUGUCAGAGAAGAUACACAGCUUUGUACAAUACACCCCUGUGGUGUUUGACCCCAACACUGCUCACGCCGGCCUCUUAGUCUCUGAUGAUCUAAGCACGGUGUCCUAUACGGGCGAGCUGCAACAGCUUCCUGAUAACUCAGAGAGGUUUGAGGGUUAUGUGAGUGUCAUCGGCUCUGAGGGCUUUAAUUCAGGCACACACUGCUGGGACGUCGAGGUCGGAGACAACACAGCCUGGGCCGUAGGUGUCAUCUCAGAGUCUGUGUAUAAGCACAGGGAGAACCUCUCACGGUUCGGUUUGUGGUAUGUGGGCUUCUGCAAUGACAAAUACGGUAAAGGAUAUGCACCUGAGAUCCUGACGCUGUUGCGUGUUAAUGAGAAGAUCAAGAGGAUCAGGGUUCAGGUGGACUUUAACAAGGGCAAGGUGAUCUUCUCUGACUCAGCCCAGAACACCUGUCUGCACAUUUUCAAACAGACUUUCAGGGAUAGAGUUUUCCCUUACUUUUACAGCCACUGUAAACUCCAUCCUCUGAGAAUAUUACCAGUAAAGUCUUCAGUGACCAUUCAGAUGGACAGUUAG
Molecule: messenger RNA, 1422 nt
Organism: Tachysurus fulvidraco (yellow catfish)
Lineage: Eukaryota; Metazoa; Chordata; Actinopteri; Siluriformes; Bagridae
Product: E3 ubiquitin-protein ligase TRIM39-like
Exons: 6
Coding region: 4-1422 (472 amino acids)
Molecular function (GO): zinc ion binding; protein binding
Source: RefSeq, a predicted model, not a curated record